Messenger RNA from Aegilops tauschii subsp. strangulata, 1783 nucleotides. RefSeq lists its product as uncharacterized. The record is from RefSeq and is a predicted model, not a curated record. Lineage: Eukaryota; Viridiplantae; Streptophyta; Magnoliopsida; Poales; Poaceae.
UAGCCCCACCCCCAACCCACUCUUCUCGUUUCUUCUCCUCCUCUCCUGAUUCCCCCACAUCGCCGCCGCCCCUCUCACCCACCGGCCAGCUCUCCCCACCGCCGCCGGAACGCACCCGACCCACUUUCUCUCGCCGGAAGGAUCCCGUCACCACCGCGUCUCCCCCUUUGCUCCCCAACCUCGCCAUAUUCGACGCCCACAUCGCCGGCCCCCACCGGCGCCGCACCCCACCCCACACCCACCUUCUCUCCCUUGGACGGAAGGAUCCCGUCGCCACCGCCCCUUCCCCUUCGCUGCCCCAACCUCGCCUCCAGUCCAACCCAUAGGCGAUGGCGUCGGGGAGGUCAGAUCCGCACCACCACUCCGGCGACGGCGUCGCGAAGGUCAGAUCCGCACCACCACUCCGGCGACGGCGUCGGCGAACGUCGCUGCCGGGGGACACGAACCUCACUGUGCCGCGUUAACGUAGACGGGCACCAGAUCGAUAGGCAGCGACACCUGCCCCACGAUUCGCCGGUCAGCUCAGCGACCUAACCCGCUGCGGUGACGAAUCAACCGCCGCGGCACCGUCGUGCAUCUUGACGAGUACGGCGGAGGUCGUCUCCUCCACAGUCGCUGACGCCUUCCUCCGUUUGGUUCUGCUCGUGCUGGAGGAGUUGUUGCAGCAGAACAACCUGGAAGUGUCGCCUCCCCUUCUUCGACUUGACUCCCGCACAGCUGGGGCAGCUUAUCGACCUCGCGAGCUUUGAUGACGAAUCAUCCGGCGCGGCACCAUCGUGCAGCUCGACGAGUACGGUAGAGGUUGGCUUUUCCAGUCGCUGCCACCUUCCUCUGUGCGGAUCUGCUCGCGGUUCAGCGAUGAGGAGACGUCUCGCCGACCAGGCCUCUCCAAAUCCUCAGCUCGAUGAAGCAAGCUCUAGGAGAGCAAGUUCCUCAUGGCUAUUGCUCCAUCCAACGCAGGCACGGCCAGGGGUUUUGGAGGGCGAAGGUGGUCAUCAUCGACCCGGGGCUCUACAUGGACAAGGUGGACGUGUUAUGGAUACCACAGUGCCGGAGCAUGCCAACAUCCUUCAAGCUCUUCACCGGAGAGCUAGUUCCUCAAAUUCUUGGGGUUCAUGUAGAAUCUCACUCUCAUGGGUCAUGGAGUCGGCCGCCAUCAUGGCCAUCCCGCUAGCAAACGGAGGGGGGAAGCGGCUGGAUUGGCAGGACUUCAUCAGCAUCAUUACCCUGCUUGUUAACAAGCAUCUGCUUCGUCUGCCGUGUCAAAGGCGUGUGCGGCCACCUGCCCCUUCUUCGACUCGACUCCGGCACACCUGAGUGAUCCACGUCUUCUCCAAGCUGCCGUGUGAUCUCAACUUCAUUGACCACACCAUCAACAUCGGAUGGAAGGAAUAGGUGUCUCCUAGCCCUGAACUCUGUUUUUCUGUGCGCCGUGGCUGAAUGGACAUUGAUGGCAUUGUGAAUCUGUGCGUCUAGGUUCCAGAGGUGAAGCCAGUCAUCAUCAACCUAGCGCUAUACAUGAAGGUGGCCGUGUUCUGGAUGCCACAGUGCCGGAGCAUGCCAAUAGCCUUCUUCACUAGUAAUAAGCAAAAACAUUGGUUUUUUAGUUGAUCCAAUGGAACUGCUCUUGUUAAGUUGGUAACCCAGUUAUUGACAUGUACUAGGGUAGAAAUGUUCUAUCUAUGAUUUUAACCCAUACAUCUGAUGAUUGUUCACUGUCCAUAUAUGCUGUCUCCUGCAAAUUCUUGUUCUGACAAUUGAACAAAUAUGUUGUCGACGUUUA